GCUCGGCCCCGCGAGGCGCGUCUCCCUCGCGAGCUCGGUGAAAGGAUUUGGCGCCAGGCGGGUCCGCUCUGCAGCUGCCGCAGCCGCACGAACCAGCCGCGCCACCCACCCAGCCGCCUCCCGCCGGGGCCUCGACCCAGCGCCGCCGCCGCCGUCCGCCCCAGCACAGCGUCGCCCUCCCCCCGCCGCCCAGGGAUCGAGCCGCCGCCGCCAUGAGCUGCUCGCCCGUGAACGUGAAGAAGCUGAAGGUGUCGGAGCUGAAGGAGGAGCUGAAAAAGCGGCGCCUCUCCGAUAAGGGCCUCAAGGCCGAGCUCAUGGAGCGGCUCCAGGCCGCGCUAGACCAAGAGGAGGCCGGCGGGGGAGGCCCCGCCAGCAGCGCAGUCGAGCCUGGCAACGGCAGCAUGGAGGGGGAGGCGGCCGAGAGCGGCGGGGGCGCCUCGCAGCUCCACCAGGGGGGAGGCCCCGACCAGGCCGCGGCCUCCACCGCGGAGGACGACGACGAGGAAGGGCUGGAGGCCGCCGAUGGCGACGCCAUGGAGCUGGGCGAGGAGAACGGCGAGCGGGCGGGGGCCGGGGGCGGCCCCAUGGAAGAGGAGGCGGGCGGCGAGGAGGAGGAAGAGGAGGAGGAGGAGGAUGAGAACGGAGACGACCAGGGAUUCCAGGAGGGGGAGGACGAGCUCGCCGACGAGGAGGAGGCUGCGGCCGGGGACGCCAACGGGCACGGGGAGCAGCAGCCGCAGCAGCCCCAGCCGCAGCAGCAGCCCCCGCCGCUCCUCCAGCCACGCGGCGCCGCCAAGGAAGCCCCCGGCAAAAGCGCCAGCGGCGCCUCGGGGCCCCCGGCGGCGGCCGCCUCCGGCCCGGCGGGCCCCGCCAAGCAGCAGCAGCAGCAGCAGAAGAAAGCGGAAGGCGGCGGUGGCGGCGGCCGCCCCGGGGCCCAGGCCACCGGGGGAGACACUAAAACGGAACAAAAACCUGGUGAAAAGAAGAGAGGAGUGAAGAGACCACGUGAAGACCAUGGCCGUGGAUAUUUUGAAUACAUUGAAGAAAAUAAAUACAGCAGGGCCAAGUCCCCUCAACCACCUGUUGAAGAAGAAGAUGAACAUUUUGAUGAUACAGUGGUUUGUCUUGACACUUAUAACUGUGACCUGCAUUUUAAAAUCUCAAGAGACCGGUUUAGUGCUUCCUCUCUGACCAUGGAAAGCUUUGCUUUCCUUUGGGCUGGAGGGAGAGCCUCCUAUGGAGUUUCCAAAGGCAAAGUCUGCUUUGAGAUGAAGGUUACAGAAAAGAUUCCUGUUAAACACCUGUAUACAAAAGACAUUGACAUACAUGAAGUACGAGUUGGCUGGUCACUGAACACAAGUGGAAUGUUGCUUGGUGAAGAAGAAUUUUCUUAUGGGUAUUCUCUAAAAGGAAUAAAGACAUGCAAUUGUGAGACUGAAGACUUUGGUGAGAAGUUUGAUGAAAAUGAUGUGAUUGGAUGUUUUGCUAAUUUUGAUGGUGACGAAGUGGAACUCUCAUACUCCAAGAAUGGACAAGAGCUUGGUGUUGCGUUCAAAAUAAGUAAGGAGGUUCUUGAUGGGCGACCACUCUUCCCACAUGUUCUCUGCCAUAACUGUGCAGUUGAGUUCAACUUUGGUCAGAAGGAGGAACCUUACUUUCCUGUACCUGAAGAAUACACCUUCAUCCAGAAGGUCCCCCUGGAGGAUAGGGUCCGAGGACCAAAGGGACCUGAGCAAAAGAAGGAUUGCGAGGUGGUGAUGAUGAUUGGCUUGCCUGGAGCUGGCAAGACUACAUGGGUUACCAAACAUGCAGCAGCAAAUCCUGGGAAAUACAACAUUCUUGGGACAAAUACUAUUAUGGACAAAAUGAUGGUUGCAGGUUUUAAGCGGCAGAUGGCGGACACUGGAAAACUUAACACGCUGUUGCAGAGAGCUCCACAGUGUCUUGGAAAGUUCAUUGAGAUUGCAGCUCGUAAGAAGCGGAAUUUCAUUUUGGAUCAGACAAAUGUGUCUGCAGCUGCGCAGAGGAGAAAAAUGUGCCUGUUUGCAGGCUUCCAGCGCAAAGCAGUUGUUGUUUGCCCAAAAGAUGAAGACUACAAGCAAAGAACACAAAAGAAGGCAGAGGUGGAGGGAAAAGAUCUUCCAGAGCAUGCAGUUCUCAAAAUGAAAGGGAACUUCACACUGCCAGAGGUAGCAGAAUGUUUUGAUGAAAUAAUCUAUGUAGAGUUGCAAAAAGAAGAAGCUCAGAAGCUUUUGGAACAAUAUAAAGAAGAAAGUAAGAAAUCUCUUCCACCAGAAAAGAAGCAGAACACUGGCUCAAAGAAGAACAAGAAGAGCAAUAAAAAUCAAUUUAAUAGGGGUCAGAGAGGACGUGGAGGAUUCAACAUGCGGGGCAACUUCAGAGGAGGAGUCCCUGGCAAUCGUGGUGGAUACAACAGGAGGGGAGGCAACAUGCCUCAGCGAGGUGGUGGAGGUGGCGGUGGUGGCGGUGGCAGCAGUGGUGCAGUUGGCUACCCAUAUCCUCGUGGCCCUGUCUUUCCAAGCAGAGGUGGCUACUCAAACAGAGGAAACUAUAACAGAGGUGGAAUGCCCAACAGGGGAAACUACAACCAGAACUUCAGAGGAAGGGGAAAUAAUCGUGGCUACAAAAACCAAUCUCAGGGCUACAACCAGUGGCAGCAGGGUCAAUUCUGGGGUCAGAAGCCAUGGAGUCAGCAUUAUCACCAAGGAUAUUAUUGAAUACCCAAAUAAAUGAACUGAUACAUAUUUCUUCAAAACCUUCACAAGAAGUCGACUGUUUUCUUUAGUAGGCUAACUUUUUAAACAUUCCACAAGAGGAAGUGCCUGCGGGUUCCUUUUUUAGAAGCUUUGUGGGUUGAUUUUUUUCUUUUCUUUUUUUGUACAUUUUUAAUUGCAGUUUUAAAGUGAUUCGUAAGAGAACCUCAGCAUUGUGCACGAUAAGAGAAUGUGUCAGUAUUUCAGGGUUCUACAUUUUAUCUGUAAAAUGUGACUUUUUUUUUACCACAACAAAAGUAAAACGUUGCUUUGUACCUGGUGUCUUUUUAUUAAAAAAUUUUCUCCUUUUUCCCCAUUCCCCAAUUUCUAAGAAACAGUCGUGAGUCAUGUCACAAUACGAUAGAAAUGUUAGCAACCAGAUUCGUAUGGAGGCUCCUUAGCCCUCAUAAAUACCAUGAGACUAUGUAAAGCUCCAUAUUACACUCCAUCCUCUCUGUGAAGCUUCUGGGUGGGGAGGGGAGGAGGGGGAGGUAAAAGUUUCUGGCAAUAACUAGGACUUUUUUUUUGUAACAUUUGGAACUCAAUAAGAUGUUGGGGGCAAAGAGGAAACCUGGGGCUAAAUAGCGAAGGUGGAGUGUAUGUAGAAGCUCUUAAAGUUGUAAAACUUGGUUGCAUUAUUUGUGGAGGCUCAAACUUGUGAAGGUACAACACCAUAAUUUCUUUUCCAUUUGUUCUGCAUUUUGAUUCUGAAAAGAAGCUGGCUUUGCCCAUUUCUUAUUAAACAAAACUUGUUGUAAAUCCAGUUGUCUAAUGGGAUCUAUAUGAAGUUAGCUGUGUGUCUGUAUAACUCUUUUUUCCCCACAAAAUACUGUAUACCUAGUGUGCUUGUAGUAGUUACUCCACCAUUUUGUAAGCUAAUGAAACUGUGAGUCACCCAUUUUAUAUCUAAUUUUUAAUCAUGUCAAUUCUCAAAUGGGUGUAUCUCCUUAGCCUGCUGAUUCCUUUUCUCUUUAAAGAAAGUGGGUGGAGAAAUUUAACUCUAGACGUUUGUUUGCAAUAAAAUAAAUUCAUUUUA
Molecule: messenger RNA, 3810 nt
Organism: Falco peregrinus (peregrine falcon)
Lineage: Eukaryota; Metazoa; Chordata; Aves; Falconiformes; Falconidae
Gene: HNRNPU
Product: heterogeneous nuclear ribonucleoprotein U
Exons: 14
Coding region: 213-2738 (841 amino acids)
Biological process (GO): positive regulation of attachment of mitotic spindle microtubules to kinetochore; regulation of mitotic spindle assembly; regulation of chromatin organization
Cellular component (GO): nuclear speck; nuclear matrix; mitotic spindle midzone
Molecular function (GO): pre-mRNA binding; ribonucleoprotein complex binding; promoter-specific chromatin binding
Source: RefSeq, a predicted model, not a curated record